AUGGGAGACAAAUCGCUCGCCGCGCUUACUGUCUGGGAAUGCCUCGAUGGACGGCAGAGGGGGCGACUCGCAACCCAGUUGAAGCUGCACAAGAACGACCCGCUGAGCCCAUCUCCUACACCCGCGGCCGACAUCAAGAAGCGUCGCGGCGUGCCGGGCUACGUCGACGUGGGCAUCUCGCAGGCCUCGGCCGAGGCCACCCUGGCCGUCGAGUGGAAGAUCGGCGCCGACGCCUGGAAGCAGGCCCACGACGAGGGCGCCACCCUAUACGUGAGCCUCCACAGCCACCACCCCGGCGACGAGAACGAGAAGAACGCGCCCACCGACCACGACAAGCACGACAUCUGCCGCCUUCCCAUCGACUCAGCACAGGGCACGGCACAGUUCCCGGCGGCGAAGCUGAACCUGGGCGGCAGCCUGCGAGCGGGUCUCGCGGCGCGGAUCCUGAAGGUAACGAAGACGAAGAAGAAGGCUGCGGUAAAGGUCAAGACGGGCGAGGGACAUGCGGUUGAGACGCCCGCAGCUGCCGGCGAUGCUGACCUCCCGAGCGACGACGACGACGUGGCGGUGCUGGCCAAGAGCGAGGUGGUCAACAUCGUGACGGGCACGCUCGAGAGGACGUGGAGCAUGCAGGUGGAGAAAGUCUCCGUCAUGCUCAACACCAGCGCCAUCCCACUCACUCCACCCAAGGCCGCAGUGACCGUCGCCCAGCCUGGGACCCUGUGCGCGACGCGCCGCGAGGACGCCGUGGCGACGAUGCAGGACGAGUACUACGAGGGCAUGACGUCGGAGGAGCGCGAGGCCGCCUUUGCCUCGAUGUGGGCCGCGCUGCCGGCCGCCGAGCAGGCCAAGCUGCGGCCGCACCUGACCGCCUCCAACCGCGGCCGCGAGAUCGUCAAGCCCACCAACAAGAAGUCGACGUCGAAAGCCGCCGUGGAAUGCUUGGCGCAGAAGAAGAACAAGAAGGCGAAGACGAAGAAGACGAAGAAGGUGACCAAGAAGAGCGUCGUCAAGAAGCAGAAGAAGGAGAAGAAGGUGAUGACGACGUCGGGCGUGACGACGGUGAUGACCGAGGAGAAGACGACCACGCCCAUCAGGGAGAAGCCCUCGCAGCGGAGCGCGAACGCGCGGACGGCGGUGCUCAUCCCCAGCACGGUCGAGCCGCAGCUGGAGGCCGCGGCCGCCGCGCAGCUCGCCGACGACGAUGCCGCCGCCGCCGACGUGGACGUGGAGGACUGGGUCGUGCUCGCCCCGGAGAUCGGAGAGCCGGCGGUGAACGAAGACACCACCUCCACCGUGUCGCUCUCCUUCGUCGAAGUCUCCUCCUCGAUCCAGCCCUCGGUUGUGUGGAACCUUACGGCGACGGAGUACUACGAUUGGAUCGGUGUCGUGGACGCCGAGACCGACGACACCGUGGCCAAGGUGUCCAUCAACACCCUCGUCUCGUGGACCAACCCCGUGGGCGCCCACUCCUGGAGCGAGGUCAUGACCACCGUCGCCAAGAAGAAGGGCCUGUCCAAGAAGUACUACGCGGUGAUGUGGCGCUGGCACGAGGAGGCCAACCAGUACCACGCCCUGGGCUACAGCUCCAACAUCAUCCGCUCCGUCGUGUCCAUGGAGCGGCGGGAGCUGGUGCGACAGAACGUGUCGGCGACCGAGCACAUGUCCGCGGUCUACAAGGACGAGUCCCUCGAGUGCGCGCAGCUCGCAGUCGCGGCCUACAAGUGCUACGACGCCCUCACCUGCGCUCUUCCUCCGCCUCUCGAGCCGGUUUACAACAUUGAGAACGCGAAGACGGACACGCAGGGCUUUGUGUCGCUCGACAAGACGCGAGGGAUCGCGUACGUGGCGUUCAAGGGCUCGUGGGAGCUGGCCGACUUCAUGAACGACGCCGACCUCUUCCUCGGGUCCUUCGUCGACACCCCGCAGCUCAAGGCCCAGUUCAAGAUGGUCGAGUGCUGGAAGUCCGUCAAGGACCCGCUCCUCGACCUCCUCCUCAAAUACCUUAAAGAUAAGAAGAUCAGCAAGAUCACGAUCACGGGCCACAGCUUGGGCGCGGCGCUGGCCUGUCUGAUGACGGAAUCGAUUCUCCACGACACGCGAUUCGAUCCCUACAAGCUCAACUCCACCAGCCUCAAACUCUUCACCUUUGCUUGCCCCAGGUCGUUCGAUUGGGCGGCGAAUGCGGAUUCGGUGAAGCAGCUGGACAAGGACCGAGCGACGAUGCUCAGCUUCGUGGACCAGAACGAUCCCGUGGCCACGGGCGCCUGGGGCUUCCUCAAGUACUUUGGCUACUACCACGUGGGCAGCGUCGUUCUCCUCCAGGGCUCCGGUCACGCCAUGAGCAACUACAUCAAUCUCAUCAAGGCGCUCACGCCAUGA
Messenger RNA from Acanthamoeba castellanii str. Neff, 2382 nucleotides. Its product is annotated as lipase. Gene Ontology annotation, biological process: lipid metabolic process. The transcript is spliced from 9 exons. Lineage: Eukaryota; Discosea; Longamoebia; Acanthamoebidae. The coding region runs from base 1 to 2382 and encodes 793 amino acids. The record is from RefSeq and is a predicted model, not a curated record.